Molecule: messenger RNA, 2917 nt
Organism: Malus domestica (apple)
Lineage: Eukaryota; Viridiplantae; Streptophyta; Magnoliopsida; Rosales; Rosaceae
Molecular function (GO): protein binding
Source: RefSeq, a predicted model, not a curated record
UUAUUCUUUGCUUCCGCAAGUGGGAAACUGUUUGUUGUUGUUGCUGACGAGAGAGAGAAAGGGAAAUUGGAAGGGGUUGGGAAAGUGGAAAUCCCUAUGAGAAAUUAGAUUUCUGGGGUUUGACCAAAGUUUGGUGGUGACCCAGAUUUUGACUCGGGAUUUCAUGGGUUGAAAACAAAAAGGCAAAAAAAAAAAAAACAGUGAAUUGAUGGGGAGUUAUGGUGAAGAGCGUGAGGAUCAAUUUUAUGAUACCCGAGAGGACCUUUCUUCGGUUUCGGAUUGGGGUUCCGAUUGCUGUGAGGAGUUUAGUUCUGGUACUCCAGGUUUCUUAAGGUAUGAGGAGGUGUGGGCUAACAACUUGGAAAGUGUUCAUGAGCGCCGCCAUAAGUUCCUGCAGUGGAUGGGUGUAGAUUUGGUUUCGAAUUCGAUGAUGACAGAAGACUCAGAAGAUGUCUUUGUUGACAGAAUUAAAAUUAUUGAUAGAAUUAGGGAAGAUAGUGGGGUAAUGUUGAGAAGUUGGGGAUUGGAAGAGGCGUCUUGCUCAAGUCAGUCAACAGUGUCUUCUUUGUCAACUGAAGCUCGGGAAUCACUAGGAAAUGGUGCUUUGGAUGAUACACGUUCCACACGUGCAAUGAGGAAUUUGAACGGCGGAAUGACUGUCAUUGUAAGUGAAUUGGUUCAGGAUGGAAGGCUUGGCAGAUUAGGUCAAGCGGGGCUAAAUCAAUUGGUUAAUGGGGAAAUUCUUAGUGCACAGGCACCGUCUCCUUUGAUUCAGCAAUUAUUGCAGAGAGAAGUUGAUAACGCUAGGUUCUUUCUUGAUGCGAAGAAGAAAGUUAAAAGGGGAUGGUUAAGGAAAUUAGGAAAUGGGAUUUGCGUUGCUGAUAAACAUGAGGCUGAGGCUGCGUUGAGCCCCAUCAGUCUUAAAUCUGCGUCAGGGGUAGGGAUGCAAAGAGUCCAAGUUCAUCCAAGUAAAAAGCGGACCAAGGAAUUAUCCUCACUGUAUGCUGGGCAACACUUUUCGGCUCACGAGGGUUCAAUUUUGUCCAUGAAGUUCAGUCUUGAUGGGCAAUACUUGGCCAGUGCUGGUGAAGAUGGUGUCGUGAGAGUGUGGAAGGUGAUUGAGGAUGAGAGAUUCAACAAAUUUGAUAUUGCUUCUGAUCCUUCUUCUCUGUACUUCAAGAUGCAUCCAUUUUCCAAGUUAAACUCUCCCAAUGUGAAUAAAGAAAAACAGAGUAAGGCGCAGCAAUUGGGGGGAUCAUCAGAGUCAGCUUGUGUCGUUUUCCCUCCAAAGAUAUUUCGCUUAUUGGAGCAGCCUGUUCAUGAGUUCCGGGGACACAGAGGGGAGGUCUUGGAUCUCUCAUGGUCAAAGAAAGGGUUUCUGCUCUCAUCCUCUGUUGAUAAGACAGUCCGUUUAUGGCAAGUAGGAUGCGACAGAUGCCUGAGAGUCUUUUCUCACAGUAAUUUUGUGACAUGUGUUAAUUUCAACCCUCUGGAUGAUAAUUAUUUCAUCAGUGGUUCAAUAGACGGAAAAGUUCGCAUUUGGGAAAUUAUUCGUUGUCUGGUUGUUGACUAUAUUGAUGUUCGCGAGAUAGUCACUGCUGUAUCUUAUCGUCCUGACGGAAAGGGAGGAAUUGUGGGUUUGAUGACUGGAAAUUGCUGUGUCUAUAACAUCAUAGAUGACCAUCUGGAAUUGGAUGCUCAGAUAACCGUACACGGCAAAAAGAAGUCACCUGGAAAAAGGAUAACUGGCUUUCAGUUUUCUCCAAGCAACCCAAGCAAAGUUAUGGUGACGUCUGCUGAUUCAGUAGUCCGUAUAAUUUCUGGGAAAGAUAUCGUCUGCAAAUAUAGGGGUCUUCGAAAUGGAGGAAACCAUAUGUCCGCCUCUUUUACCUCAGACGGAAAGCACAUUGUCUCAGCAAGCGAUGAUUCAAAUGUACGCAUCUGGAACUGCAAUAGCCAGGACACGACAUCUUCGCGAUCGAGGAACAUAUGGUCUUGUGAGAGUUUCGUGUCCCACAACUCCAUGAUUGCUAUACCUUGGAAUGGUGUAAACAGCUUGCCGGGAACCCUUGCAUCCCCCAGAUUCAUUGGGGAUUUGCCUCGAAGCAGCCUUGAUUAUCCCUUAAAACAUCUCAAUUUGGAUGAGAAAGUAGAACAGAAGUCCUUGCCAAGGGGUACCGCGACUUGGCCCGAGGAGAAACUUGUAAACUCAAGUCCAGUACCCGUUUCCCCAAUGAUGUGCAGAUCCGAGUACAAGUUUUUGAAGAGUGCUUGCCAGAGUAUGUCUGGCUCAUCUCACAUGUGGGGCCUUGUGAUCGUCACCGCCAGCCUGGACGGACGGAUUAAAACAUACCACAAUUACGGGUUACCUAUUCGUCGUUAAGAUCCCUCAGGUGGCAUUUUUUCGGCGGUGGUUUUGCAUCCUUGCGAACACAGCUGGUAAUUGUUAAAUAACCCUUGGUGCUUGUCCAAUGCAGUAUUAUUGACAGUUUGCCAACGACAGCUCUAAGGUGGGUUUACCUAGUUUGUACCCCGGAAGAUUUCCAAAUGUUUUAUAGUCCAGUCAGGUCGUGACAGGUGGCGACUGUUUAUCCGAUUCAGCUGCAGUCCUGCCAGGUGGCUGGGGGAUUGGUUUUUUGUUUUUGUAUUGGAUCAUCUUGUACAAGUCAAUUAUAUGAUUCUUUAAUUUGUUGGUUUCUCAGCUCAAGAAAUUAUGUGUAUAAUUUAAGUGGCUGUAGGUCCUUAGGAAUUAGGAUAGAACCGAUAGAAUACAGAUACAAAUGUGUAUAAUUAUAAUUAUAAUUAUAUAUAUAUAUACAUAUAUACAGGUGUCUAGGGCAUCUUAUGAAAACCUGCAUUUGGAAAUAUUGGAUAUCUUCUUGACAUUUCAUUUAUCAAAAUUAAAUUUUUAGUGGUU